Messenger RNA from Dendroctonus ponderosae (mountain pine beetle), 604 nucleotides. RefSeq lists its product as uncharacterized. NCBI's taxonomy places the organism in Eukaryota, Metazoa, Arthropoda, Insecta, Coleoptera, Curculionidae. The transcript is spliced from 4 exons. Bases 86 to 559 code for a protein of 157 amino acids. The record is from RefSeq and is a predicted model, not a curated record.
CUAGGGUUUGACUUASAAACACUAAGUAAUGAAGAAACUCCGCUWACAUCUUUAAUUAUAUCAAAAUAUUCGGAAUUUUUACUAUAUGCUGCGAUUGAUUCAUGAAUACGCAAAACUGACAGAAGAAAGAAGUGUUUGUGAGGAUAAGCUCAAUAUUACUGGCUUUGAUUUUCACAAAUAUAACAGAACAACUAAAGCGUUAUCGGUUAAUUUCACAGUGCUCGAAGAUGUCACUAUUGAUAAUGACUUGGAGAUAAAAACCACAUUGUACUUAUGGAAAAACAAUGAUUAUAAAAAAACACCAUUUAUGUGGUCAAUGCAGACUUGCAAGGUCCUGGACAACAAUAACUUUGGAAUUCAGCUUUUGAUGAAGGAUUCUACUACGCAGAAAUGCCCAUUGCUGAAGGGAAAACAUUAUAUUCGCAAUGUUUCGCCUCCUGACUUGCAAGGAUGGCCAAGCGUCAUUCCAGAAGGAAAAUGGAAAUUGAACAUUGAAUAUUAUAAGCAGAAACAGUAUUGCUUUACGGUUGAAUGGUUUGCGAUUAUUAGUAAGAAUUAAAUUUAAUGUACUUAUAGUUGAAUUAAACAAGGACCAGUACAGUUU